CAGAGCCGGCAGCCACUCAGUGCUCAGUAUCCAGGCAGAGGUUGGCACGGCACACAGCCCUCUCCGUACAGGGGAACCAGCGCCACUCCAAACUGUCCGUCUCCUCUCGUGUACGGCCAUCGGCGGCGGAGCUCUCACUAUAUCGCCAUAGCCACAGAUGAUCCGGCGCUGACCAUGGACCGGUCGCUCCUCUCCUCCUCUUCUCCCCCGGGCUCCCCGGAGUCCUCCCUGCCGUUCUUCGACUCUUCUCACGCCCUGCACCUUCUCCGCGGCAUCAACGAGCUCCGGACGGAGCAGAAGUUCUUCGACAUGACCCUGAGCGCCGGCGGCCACGACUUCCCCUGUCACCGCACGGUCCUCGCCGCAGCCAGCACCUACUUCCGCGCCAUGUUUGCCGGGAGGCUGAAGGAGAGCCAGGCGGAGCGGGUGGAGCUGCACCACGUCACCGGGCCGAUCCUGGGCCUCCUGCUGGACUUCUGCUACACGGGGACGGUGACUGUGACCCGGGAGAAUGUGGAGCCGCUGCUCCAGGCCGCAGACCUCCUGCAGUUCCCAUCCGUGAAAGAUGCCUGCUGUGCCUACCUGGAGAGAAACCUGGAUGUAGGUAACUGCCUGGAGAUCCAGGACUUCGCUGAGGCCUACGCCUGCCGGAGCCUGGCCGAGAGCACCAAGCGCUUCAUCCUGGCCCACAUGGCCCAAUUGGCUCAGGCCAGGGAGCUGGAGCGGUUACCGUGGCAACGGAUGCUGGAGUACAUCAUGGACGACCGUCUGUGCGUGGACAAGGAGGAGACGGCGUACCAGAUGAUCCUGCGCUGGGUCCGCGCCGACCUGCCCCACAGACAGCACCGCUGGCCCGAGCUCUUCCAGCACGUCCGCCUGCCCUUCAUCCGACGCUUCUACCUGCUGGCCCACGUAGAGAGCGACCCCCUGGUCUAUUACAGCCCCUCCUGCCUGCGGCUCAUCGGGGAAGCCCGGGCCUUCCAGUCCAGCGAGUACGACCGCCACGACCUGCCCUGUGAGCGGAUGAGGCCCCGGCCGUCCACCGGACUGGCAGAGAUAUUGGUCAUCGUUGGCGGCUGCGACCAGGACUGUGAUGAGCUGGUCACCGUGGACUGUUAUAACCCCCACACCGGGCAGUGGAGGUACCUGGCGGAGUUUCCAGAUCACUUGGGGGGCGGCUACAGCAUCACCGCGCUGGGCAAUGACAUAUAUGUCACAGGAGGUUCUGACGGCUCGCGGCUCUAUGACUGUGUCUGGAGAUACAACUCCAGUGUGAACGAAUGGACGGAGGUGUCUCCGAUGCUGAAGCCGCGGGAAUACCACAGCUCUACGGUGCUGAAGGGUCUUCUCUAUGUCAUCGCCUCCGACAGCACCGAGCGCUAUGACCACUCCAUCGAUUCUUGGGAAUCCUUGCGGCCGAUGUUGUACCCCAUGGAUAACUGCUCCACCACCUCCUGCCGGGGGAGACUUUAUGCUAUUGGAUCACUAGAAGGCAAGGAGACUAUGGUCAUGCAGUGCUAUGACCCUGAAACAGAUUUGUGGUCAAUGGUGAACUGCGGACGUUUGCCCCCCUGGUCCUUUGCGCCAAAGACGGUCACACUAAAUGGAUUAAUCUAUUUUGUCAGAGACGACUCAGCAGAAGUGGAUGUGUACAGUCCGCAGGAGAAUGAAUGGAGUAAGAUCCCUCCCAUGAAGCAGGUACACGUCGGGGGGAGCCUGGCAGCAAUGGACGGAAAACUUUACGUAUCCGGUGGUUACGACAAUACAUUCGAACUCUCCGAUGUAGUGGAGGCUUACGACCCGCGAACGAAAGAGUGGAGCAUCAUGGGACAUCUUCCCCAAGCAACGUUCUGGCACGGCAGCGUCAGCAUCUUUAGACAGUUCAUGCCUUACAGCUACAGCUACGACAGCGUCACGUUAGACAACGCCAACCACGAAAGGAAUACAGUCAACCUGAACCGACGGCGACAGAACCUGCACAACCACAACCUGAACGAACUGCACCGGCGAUAGACUCUCACGGCAGAGCAGUAAGUGACCAGACGGACAGAGGGCCAAUGGUGGGUCAGAAGAGGACUAUAGAUGAAUUGGUUUUUAUUUUAAUAAUUAUAUAUUUAUAAAUCUAUGGGGGGCUUCUUCCCCUACACGCGUGAUCCCCCCGACACGAGCAUAAAAUACAUAGAAAUAGGUCUCCGAAGCCUCGUCCUCCUUUUUAAAGUGGAGAAAUUUACAUUUCAGAUAAAGUUUAUUUUUUCUAGGAAACAAAAAAAUGUAAAACGAUGGCGACUAAAGUCACGUGUUCAUGACCGCGGCCAUUGUGUCUGUUAGAGCGCAGCCGUUCUGGUAACAGGACCAGUCAUUACUAACCUAUCCAAACAGUAGGUGUCACUGCGGGGGGAACAUGGCGGCGCUCAGACUCUCCUCCUCUACGUAUCGGGUAAUGUGAUUUACAUAUGGAAGGUCGGCCGCCUUAAAGGGGUUGUCUGGUUCAGUAUCUGGUUCUGCGCUUCUGGGUUUGGAGCCGUGACAUCACGCAGCUGCUGCGGUGACACAAAGGUAUUUAUUUUACUUGGAGUGUUCUUUUAAAGGGGUACUCCAGGGAACUGAGCUUAUAACACACUUAAAGGGGUACUCCAGUGGAAAACUUUUUUUUUUUUUUUAA
Hyla sarda is the source of this 2662-nucleotide messenger RNA. It is a transcript of the gene KLHL21, whose product is annotated as kelch like family member 21. The record is from RefSeq and is a predicted model, not a curated record. The coding region runs from base 175 to 2013 and encodes 612 amino acids. The transcript is spliced from 5 exons. Gene Ontology annotation, molecular function: protein binding. Lineage: Eukaryota; Metazoa; Chordata; Amphibia; Anura; Hylidae. Gene Ontology annotation, biological process: protein ubiquitination.